CUCACACAAAAAAAAAGUAUACAAAGAUUAUUUAAUUCGGAAGGUUCCAUUUUCUUAUGUUCUGUUGCAGUGGAAAUGAAGCCGAAGAAGCCCACAAUUUUCACUGCAAAAAAACAUCCGAGAAAGCGGGAAGAAAAAGGUUUGUCAAAAAUUUUAAAAAAUGUCCCCUCCAUGACAAAACGAUCCAAAAUUCAUACAUUCAUUCAAAUGACGACGGUAAAGGCUACGUUGAGGAUAAAUAUUUGCGGCAUUCCUUCACUAGUCCAGAAUUGUUGAAACACGUCAAGGAGGGAAACCAAUGCAAAUGCCCUAAAAAAUCCGCUCUAUUCUCCAUUUUAAAUAGUUCGAAAUCGACCCACGGAUUUUUAUUCGUCUCAUCGCAUAGAACCGACUCAUCUAAAAACAACGUCACGACAAACCAGAGCCGCAAUAAUAUUAAGCAUCAUAUUAUUAAGGAUCAUUUCAAUGGAUUAGCUGGAACGUCAGAAUCUCUAGACAUUCUUCCCACGAAUCCCCUUGGCCGCGAAAUUUCUGCAGUCAAUUCCAUAGGCGCUUUAAAUCAUAACCAUAAAAAUAACUGUAAUAUCCAAAAUGGCUCAAACGGCGAUAAUCUUUAUCCGCUAAUACAAUUCUCUUCGUUUAAUCCUAUUUGCCAAAAUGCUUCUCGCGAAGCCAAAAUAAACGAAAGUAAUUUUUCCUUCGAUAUGGAACCCAGAUCAACGGUUGGUAUUGAGAAAUCCUUUCUUCCCGUGAAUUCAAAAUCGAGUGUUCCUAGAAUGAUCACUAUUUCAUCUUCGUCUUCCAUCUAUUCCACUCCCAGGAUGAACGAUUCAUUCGCUAAGUCUGAUGGACUGAGACCCAACAAUAUUCCUAGCAUAGCCUUGCCUUCUUCCAUAUCGAAUCAAAUAUUCCGACAGAUCCAAAGGGCUGACGAUGAUAUGAGCGUGAAAAAUUUGAUAGAUAAAGUCGAUCAAACCGGUGAAAUGAGUAUUCGAAGAGUAGAUAUCUUAAAGUCAUUUAAUCAAGCCACACAAAACCCGACUAGGCUCCUCUCGGAAAAUAAAACCACCAAUGAAAGCGUGUAUUCUCCAACUUUAUCUAACAUAAAAAAUGAAAAUUUUAAACCUGAGCCUACGCGCUGUUCUUUCACCAAUCCUACCUCUUGCCUCACAUCCAAACAGAAUCCCAGGAUAAAUCGCGAUACUCACGCCAAGGAUAAUAACCCAUUGCCAGCGGAAAAAAAACUAUCCCUUUCCCAUAUUUUGUUCAAGAAAAAGAGAAGUUCGAGCUCUUCCGUAAAGACACCUAGCAUUGAUAUAACACCAGUAGCAUCGAACUCCGAAUCUUCAGGCAGGAUUGAUUCAUUUAAGGGUAUCGAAAGUUGCGACAGCGAUUUCGCAAACUCGUUAAAAGAUACCCUAUCCCAAUCGGGCUCCAUUAAAACUAAUUCCAACAUAUCGCCUUUAUUGGCAUCUCAACCCGAUCAAAAUAGCCUGGUUUCCGAUAAAUCUUCGUUAAAAAAUUUUAUUCAAAUCAUAGAGAUUAUUAAGAGACCUGGGCAAACGUUGGGAUUGUACAUUAGAGAAGGCAAAGGUACGCGUAGACUAGAUGGCGUUUUUAUAUCGCGUAUGGCCCAGGGCUCGAGUAUAGAGCGAAGCGGACUUUUGAAAGUAGGAGAUGAGAUAUUAAAAGUGAACGGUGUCGACGUCACAAAAAUGAGUCUAGACGAUGUCGUGGUUAUAAUGUCCAUCCCCAGGCGCCUUUUGCUCGAGCUUAAGACGGUUGACUUCCCGGAAUCAGAAUCUGAUACUAAAUCGUUCAAUUAUAACGACAGUAAUGAAACCUGUCAGAAGUUAUACGAUUCGGCGGUUUCGAUAAAACUGACUUCUAAAUUUUCUAAAUCGUCACAUCUUCCGGACGGGAGAUGCGUCUCGCCGAAUGUGGGAACCGCCUCUUACUUAUACGACGAACACGAUAAUUUUAAGCUUUCCGACCAAAGUGUCAGACAACAAAUGCAGCAAUAUUAUCAACCACUGCCUAUGUCGGCACCUGAGCCCCUAAGAGAAUUAAACGCGGCUUCCGAAUCCAGACCCUAUUCAAACCCUCCAAGCGAUUAUGGAGGAGGGAAGAAAAUAGGCACAAUCAUUCAAACUAAAUUGACAACGGCUCAAACAGCUAGCGUGCAUUUUCCUCCCAGACAGAGUUCCAGACAAUUUGAACAAUUUAAAAGGGUGGCUACUUAUGAAUCCCUUAAAGAGCCUUCUUCCUCCAACAUUAUAUACGAUUCUAAACAUCCUACUUCUACAAUGACCUCACCAUCUUCAAACAUGAAAAAUGAGUAUAGCAACGAUUAUCUGUAUUACAACUCUCAGCCACUUCCCAAACAAAUUAAGAAUGUAACUACUACAACAAUUGAAGGUAGUGAUUAUAAAAAGAGUAAGAAUAAGAAAGAAAUGGGUACCUAUACAUCGAGUCUUGACUUAAAUUACACUAGACCUCACGAAAGGGAUAUGGGUAGAUCUUCUCCUCAAAGGAACGACAGAUUCAAAGAAAAUAGCGAUGGUUUUAUAGUGAAAAACAAGCAAAAGGAUGAUAGCAAACCUUAUAUGUAUCUCGUAAGUGAAAAGGUUCCGGACGCCAGGAGGGGUAGGUACAUCAAUUACAACAUACCGUAUAAUACAAUUUCUUCCAACCAUUAUUUACGUGUAAAUCGUCGCAAGGAACAAAUGGGUCCUUCCCCAGUGGCUAAAAAUGAUGGAUAUUACUACUAUUAUACUGACGAGGAGCCCGCUAACAGCUCGCGUAAUAUUGAUGAUGGUUAUCGACGACAAAUUAACAUUGCUGGUAUAGAACCCCGUAUGAAGUCGAUGAUUAUAGACGAUUCCGCUCAGAAUACUUACUCUUUAGACAGAGCAAAGAAAUAUGGAAGGCCUAGAAAUGUUGUCAAAGACGAUUUGGAUGCGUCCCCGGGAAAUCAGAGCGAUAGUAACACGAAAUACUCUUUCGAGGAUAGUGAUAAAAAGCAAUCAUAUGCGAAAACUACCAACCUAGAGAAAAUAAACGAAGAGUACAAUUCCUCUAAUAGAAAUUAUAACACUUUGCCUGGCUUUAGUUACCUCGGUGGCUCUAAAAUCGAUUCCUCUUACCGAGCUAAUAUAAAUGACGGCAAUUGGCUGGCCAAGGAUCAAACUCAGAAAUUGGCUCAAUACGGAACAGUUUACCGACCUUUGGGUCAUUACGCUAAGAAUGGAACUAAAAAUAGAAAUUGUAUGGACUCCUGCACCCAAACAGACUUAUACUCUCAGCAACAAUAUGCAAAGGUAGAUCCCGGUUUCAUCAAUAAAACCCCUUUUUACCACGAAGCCGGUUAUUUCUCUGAUGGAUUGGCUGAAAACCGACUGAUGAUGAUGGUGAAAAAGAGAUUACCACAUCAAUACAAUAACAAUAGAUAUGUCGACACCAAAAAUCAAUAUUAUGCCGAUGAACCAACCAAGAAUUAUGGGCAACAUCAAACAGAAGGUUAUUACAUAACAUCCGACAAUGAAUCCAGGGUACCUAAAAUAGCGUCCAUGUAUCCUUAUAAAAAUUAUGCCAUUCUAUUAAAAGAUGGUGGCAUACGCGAUAACGACGAAGAAAACUUGAUACCCGGUUGUUUAAUCGAAUCAAGGGAUUCCCUUCAUCAUGGUCACCAACUGCCACCAUCGCAUCACAUAAUUUCGCAUGCACCCGUGAUAGAUGACAAUGGUAGGGAGAAAAUUGUGUUACGAAAAGUAUCGUGUCCUCACCCUUCCUACUUACCCCUUGCUACAGAAGGACCGGGAGAAACAAAGGGGUUCUUAUACUAUUCCCCUACCAAGAAAAGGAUAUUAAGGGCGGCCACCCUCGAUACGAACCCUCAUCAUUACAAGGAUUACAUUAACGAUAAUUACAAUAACUAUGUGGAAUAUUAUUCUGAAAGGUUUAACCACCCGACAACCAACACUAACGUUGGCAAUGCGUAUGACCAGUUAUCCUCAAAAGGUACCAUGUCAAAUUACGAUAUAAAGGAUGGGAUGGAUGACAACCGGAACGAACAAGAUGCAAAUUCCAGACUCAAACAUAAAUUUGCGGUAGGUGAAGCCAACAGCGAUAUUUUACCUCUUAAAAAACGGGUAGAUUCCUAUUUCUUGUACCACAAUGACGUGGGGAAAAAUGGAUAUGAAAGUGAAACCGGUUUAACGCGCGAUAAAAACAACUUAUUAUUUAAAAGCACGGUCAAACAAAGGGAACCUAAUAUUUAUGGAAAAGGUUCUAACUACCUUCUUUAUAACGAAUCUGAUAAAAGAAAUACUGCCUUUAAACAAUCAGGGAGUGAUAUGGUGGAAAAGUACUCCGAUGGAAAAGAUCAUGGGUACUCAAAAUCUUAUAGCAUUGAUUACGAAAAUGAAAUAAGUAUGCCAGACAUGUAUCAAGAAAGCAAAAAAGAUCUAAAAUCGUCUUUAAAGUCAACCGAAUUUAUCACAACUACCUCAAACGUAAGAAGAGUCCACUACUUUGACCAUGGCGGAAAUCAAUUGCAGGAUUUUUCCUUUUCGUCCCUUAAACAUGAUCCUACCCGAUAUUCAAACGUUAAGCGAAAUUCUUAUGCCUAUACCCUUCAAGAUGAAAUCAACACGCCUUCCAUAAAUUUCGAAGAUCUGGACCUGACCAAUUACAAAUAUUGGGAUUGGAAAUCCUGCAUCUUUGAGCCGUCGGCCAAAGGUUCCGCGACUCCUCAAACGUCAUCGCUUACAGGGCUACUUAACAUCUAUAUAUGCGCCUGCGAAAAUUUGGGUCUACCUACUCAAAUUAAUCAUUCCCAUAAUUCAACCUCCGAUAAAAAUAGUCUACACAAAAAGACAUCUUCAACAUCGUUUUCCGAUAGUGAAACGUUAUUACAAGAUUAUGAAAAUGUGAGAACGGAUAGCUUUAAAAUGAAAGCAGCAAAGAUUGAUAAUAACGAUGAGAAGAAAGCUGAAGAUAUUUCUUAUGAUUGUGAUAUAGAUAGUUGUAUGUACAUGAUACUGGAAGUGGAUAAGUGCAUCAAAGCGAGAACCUGCGCCAAACCUCUGAUAGUUUACAAAGUAAAUGAUGAUGCGGUUAAAACUCAGAAAGACAAGAAACCUAGUUUUAAUGGUGUCAUAAAUUUGUCCACCGACGAUACGGAUCAAAAGAUUUUUGGAUCUAGACCUAUAGUUUGGGACGAAUCGUUCGAAAUCGAUCUUUUGAAAGGCAGAAAAAUUGACAUAUUCCUCUAUCACUGGGCCCAAAACUUACAAUUAAAUAAAACGAAUGUUAAAAUAAAAGGCAGAGAAGAGAAAAUCACCGAAAAUGAUACCCCAUUAGAUGUUCCCAAGUUAUCCUACCGCGCGGUUCUCAAUUUAUCCGCGCUGUACUCUAAUUUAUGGAGCGUCGAUAAAAAUUCAUCCAAUAUUACAAAACAACAACCUUAUAACAACAACAAUGCCGUCAAGCGUCUAAAAAUAUAUCUUCAACCCAGGGGCGCCUUAUACAUUAUUCUCGAAUACUCGGACCCUUUGAGCAUCUUUAAACGCACCCUUAAAACUCAAAAUAUAUUCGGGGUGGAGCUACCCAGACUCGUGGAAAAUAAGAAAUUGCGCUCAAACACGGGUUCGGACACAAAUAUAAUCGAUCUAUUUUGUAUAAUUUUGCCGGAGAUAGAAAGAAGGGGUGGUUUGGAUAGCGUGGCCAUUUAUAACUUGUGCAGUUGCUUGCGUGAGAAGCUAUUGGUUAAAGGGAUCAUUGAAAAAAAUCUAAUUUCUACAAAUUUUUCGGCGAAAGGAAUACCCGACAUAAAUAUACUGACAGAUAUCGUAAAAGAUUUUUUGAGAGAGCUUCCAGAACCAUUGAUAACCAAUAGUCUGUAUCAAAUGCUAGUAGACGCUUUUUCGGUUUUCAAUCCUACUGACCCUACUGGCAAUGAAUCCCUACUGCUAAGCGUCGUUGAAUGCUUACCCAAGAUCAAUAAAGACAACAUAGAUUUCCUAUUACGGCACCUGAAAAAAGUUUUAUGUCAAUCGCGGCACAACAAGAUGAAUUUGGACGAAAUUAGUGCUGUAUUUGGUCCGAUAUUGUUAAUUCCAUCUAGUAAAAUAUCUGAUCCAGAUCCUGACACAGCAUUCGCUAUAUUUAAGUAUCUCUUUCAAAUUUGGAAGUUUUGAUGGAGCUCUAUAUUGAGAAUGUUUAUCAAGAUGUGAACAGAUUAUUUUUUACAAAAAGGACCGAUUUCUUCAAAAAUAAUGCAAAUAUUUCUCGGUGCAUAAAUUUCGAUCUGAACACACUGCAUUUAUCUUCCCCGCAAAAGCCCGAGUGCGACAAUCUAACAAUGGUGAAUGAAAUUAAUAUAACUACUGACUUAAAACCUUCAAAUUGAUGAAAAUAUUAUACAAUAUAAUAAAUUUAGG
Molecule: messenger RNA, 6443 nt
Organism: Gordionus sp. m RMFG-2023
Lineage: Eukaryota; Metazoa; Nematomorpha; Gordioida; Chordodea; Parachordodidae
Exons: 11
Coding region: 57-6200 (2047 amino acids)
Biological process (GO): signal transduction; regulation of Ras protein signal transduction; cell migration
Cellular component (GO): synaptic membrane
Molecular function (GO): protein binding; GTPase activator activity
Source: RefSeq, a predicted model, not a curated record